AUGGCCCCACCAACCUUCGCUGACCUCGGAAAAUCCGCUAAGGAUCUCAUCAACAAGGGAUACAACUUCGGUUUCGUCAAGAUCGACUCCACCUCUCGUGCCGGAGAAGGAAAGGAAGUCGAGUUCAAGACUGCCGCUGCUCACAAUCUUGGAUCUGGAAAGUUCGGAGGAAACCUUGACGUUAAGUACAAGAUCCCACAAUACGGAGUUGUUCUUACUGAGAAGUGGAACACUGAGAACCAACUCGGAACCGUUGUCGAGAUCAACGAGAAGUUCGGACGUGGACUUAAGCUCACUUUCGAUUCUCUCUAUGCUCCACAAACCGGAAAGAGAUCCGGAAAGCUGAAGGCUGACUGGUCUCACCCAACUGCCCGCCUUACCGCUGAUGUUGCUUUGACCAGCACCCCAGUCAUCAACGCUGCUGGAGUUUUCUCCAAGGACGGAUUCCUUUUGGGAGCUCAAGCUUCUUUCGAUACCUCCUCCAACAAGCUUGCUUCCACUGCUCUCGCUUUCGGAUUCCAAAGCAAGGAAUACACCAUCAACUCCUUCGUUGUUAACACCUCCGACUUCGGAGCCUCCGUCUACCACAAGAUUGCUCACAAUGUCGAAAUUGGAGCUGCUCUCGGAUGGAAGCUUGGAGGAGAUGGAGCUAACUUCGAUCUCGGAACCAAGUACUCUCCAAGCCGCGACCUCACUCUUCGUGCUAAGGUCAACAACAAGAACAUCGCUGCUGUUGCUGCUACUCACAACCUCUCUGAUGCCAUGAAGUUGACUCUUUCUUCUCAAUUCAACCUUGCUGCUAAUGAAGCUCACAAGUUUGGACUUGGAAUUGAAUUCGAGCCAUCUCACUAA
Molecule: messenger RNA, 852 nt
Organism: Auanema sp. JU1783
Lineage: Eukaryota; Metazoa; Nematoda; Chromadorea; Rhabditida; Rhabditidae
Source: the annotation of a GenBank genome assembly